CGAUGGCGGAGCAGCAGCAGCGACAGGGAGAGGGGGAGCCGAGCCCCGGGAUGCAGCCACCGCACAAAGCCUCGCUGCUGGUGGUCCUCGGGGAUGCGGGGCGCCCGGCCCUGCUGCUGCGGGAGCUGAUCGCGCAGAUCGAAAGAGGAAUCCGCUCCUGGGACAUCGAUGCGGUGCAUUACAGUCUGGACGAACAGCUGAAGCUCUUUGUGUCCCGGCACUCGGCUACCAUUCCCGAGGAAGUGAAAGGUCAGAAGAUCCUCCAUCACCGAGGUGAGGCUUUGGAGACUCUCGUCCUGAUAAACCCUACCUGCGAAUUGCUGUGUGCUGAGGUGCGAAACCUGAUCUCCGGACCCUCCCGGCAGAAGCUGUUGGUGUUGGCAGGACUGUGCCUGGCUGAGUCUGGGGAGCUGCUCUUGCAGAGCGGACACUUUGCGCUCCAGGAUUUCAUCCAGAUUGUCAACGAGAAGGAGAUCAGUGAGCUGUUGAGUUUGUCCCCUCCGGAGGACAAGGCCACCCUCACCCUCUGCCCUAACUUUGGCGAGUGGGAGAAAUUCAACCUGGAGAAGCACAACCUGCACGAGUACAUCGGGAUCAAGGUGAACCCACCGGAAACGUUGGCCGAGAUGGAGGGUCUGCAGGAAUUCCUGGAAUACCUGUCGGAAUCGGUGGAGUCCCCGUCCCCCUUUGACCUGCUGGAGCCCCCGGCCACGGUGGGUUUCCUGAAGCUUUCCAAGCCGUGCUGUUACGUCUUCCCAGGUGGGAGGGGUGACUCCGCCUUCUUUGCCGUGAACGGCUUCAAUAUCCUGGUCAACGGGGGUUCCGACCAGAAGUCUUCCUUCUGGAAACUGGUGCGUCAUCUGGACAGGGUAGACUCCGUCCUGUUGACUCACAUCGGGGCGGACAACCUGCCUGGCAUCAACAGCCUCCUCCAGAGGAAGCUGGCCGAACUCGAGGAGGACCAGUCGCAGGUCUCCGAGGCCAACGGGGACUGGAUGAAGAAUCUCAUUUCCCCCGAGAUCGGGGUCGUGUUCCUCAAUGCUCCCGAGAGGCUCAAACAUGUGGAGAGGAACAACAAAGUCAGGCGGAGCGUGGACGAGGUCAGCUUGACGCUGCAGUCCCUGGACACAUUGGGAAUCACGCCGUUCCCCUUCUGCCGGACGCUUGGCAAUGCCUUGGAGCCGACCAUCCUCUUCCAAAAGAUGGGAGUUGGCCGUUUGGAGAUGUACGUCCUGAACCCCAGCAAAGACAGCAAGGAGCUGGACUACUUGAUGAACCAGUGGAGCGGUAACGGUGACCGCAAAGGGUCAGAACUCCCCAUCCAGUGUUUGACCUCUAUCUGUGCCCUCAUCGCGUGGCACCCAGCCAGCCCCACAGAGAAGAUUAUCCGAGUCUUGUUCCCCGGCUGCGCUCCUCAGAACAAGAUUCUGGAAGGACUGGACAAGCUGAAGCAUUUGGACUUCCUGAAGCAGCCAGUGGCCACGCAGAAAGAUCUAGAAGCCUUGAAACGAGAUAAGAGUUCCAAACCGAGGCGCACAGAAAGCCGGGAGAGUCUCAAGAGUCUCACCAAAGGGUCAACGGGAAAGACGUCAGAAAGCACUCUGGGAGCAGGGAAAUUGGCAUCUAAACCAGUCAAGGUUGAGAAGAAGGAUAAGACCAAUGCUGGAAGAGAGAAGACCAAUGGAACUGGAAGUGAAGGAGCGAAAGAUCAGCAUUCUAUCACAGAGACUGAUAAGAAAGCAACGGAACCAAACAAUGUCAAACCUAAAGCAGACUUAAGGCAAAAGGGGCCAAAAAAAGACAUUAAAGCAUCGAAGCCCGAAGACCAUAAAGACACCAAAGCCUCCAAAAAGGAUGAGAAGAAGGAGCCAGAGGACAAGAAGUCGCAGAAGAAGGAAGAGGGCUCGUCAUCGGUCAAACAAGACGGGAAGAAAGACCUGGUGAAGCAGAUUAAGAAACUGGAGCCGAAGAAAGAGCCUAAAAAGGAUCUCAAGGAAAUCAAGAAGGAUGAGAAGAAAGUGGUGAAGCAGCCAGUCAAGAAACCGGCAGCUGAAGCCAAGAAGGUUACCACAAAACCCGCUGGCCCUAACAGAGAGGCGUCUGAACCCAAAAAGGAAGCUGCUUCCACAACCAAAGCAACUGCCAAACCUAAGUCCAGGGCUCAGAAAAAGGACAUGGAUGUUGAACGCAAGAAGCCCCCUGGCGCGGUGAGUUUAGCAGAGGCGAAAGCGGAACCCGGUGCAUCAAAGAUGUCUACUCCAGAGGACAUGACAGCUGAUUUUGAGAGGUUACAGCAAGAUGAAGGUGUGGCACAGAGCCAGGAGAUUGGCUCCCUGGACCGCGGGACAAGAGCUCCGGACAGUAAGACGACCGUGCUUGAUGAAUCCCCAGAUGAGGGCUUCACCACAAUGGAGAAUGAAAGUGAGCUGGAUUCUUCACCCCAAGAGAACGGACACGAGGUGAAUGUCAGCCCCGCGGAGAGUGAGGAGCAAUCGCCCGAGGGACCUGCAGCAGGGGUGAGACAUGGCGAGGAAGUUCGAGACGAUCAAAUGAACGGCCACCUCUACGUGACUGAGAAGGAAGACGAUUACGAAAUGGAAAGUCCUGGUAAAUUCAGGAAUUGUGAGGAGCUGUUGAGCCCCAGUAAGAUGUCCAGCCUGACCCCCCUCGCCAGGACCCCAAGGAGCGACCGCAGUGUUAAUUUUGACCUGACUCCAACUGAAUUUCGGCCGCCGGAUGACCUGAAAGGCCCCAUGUUUAUGAACUACCAGGAGAACCUGGAGGAGCACUGUGCGAGCUCUGAGGAGAAGACUUUGGAGAUGGUCACACCUCCCGGCUCCGCUCCUGCCAGCGCUGGCCACACACCUUUCCACCAGUCCCCAGUCGACGAGAUCCUGCCGAGAGCCGAGGAUGGCGUGGCUGAUAAAGUGUCCAAUCUUCUCAAUGAGGAAACCCAAUUGAAGAAUUCCAACAACAAGUCUCUGGAAGGAGGUAAUCACUCCAGCUCGAGAUCCAACUCGGAAAACACCAGCAUGUCCAUAGACAGUAAACACACAGGGUUCCUAACCCUAAGCCCGUUCAAGGACGUUGUCUCUGAUGUCUCCCCAACUCUCACCACCCCGUCGCUGCCCGCUGAGGUGGGCUCCCCUCACUCCACCGAAGUGGAUGAGUCUUUGUCCGUGUCCUUCGAGCAGGUUCUCCCACCUCUGAACGAGGCACUGGCAUCUCCACGGGAGGACAAUCAGAGAGGACCUUCCAAUGGCGUUUCCCCCGACUACGAGACCUUUUCAGGAAAGGGGGAGCCGCACCCCAUGAGCCUGCCCCUGAAAUCCCUGCAUGAGUCCUUUCGGAUUCACAAUCAGGUGCCGGUGGGCCUUGCUGUUGGGGACGGUGAUCACGCAUUCAAUCACAGUGAUGGAGUGGACGGACACUUGCCCCCUGUUUCGGGACUUCCCACCGAAUCUCCCCACGACGUGGACCUGUGCCUCGUGUCCCCCUGUGAGUUCAAGCACCCCAAGACCGAGCUCUCCCCUUCCUUUAUCAACCCCAGCCCCCGAGACUUGUCUGACGACAGCGAUCUGUCCCAGGAAUUUGCCAAGCCCGUUGCCCAGAGGAGACCCCAUAAGAACCCGCGAGAUGAAACCCCACCCACGUCUGCCAGCGACUCCCUACCAACUCGCUCGGACUCUGACGUCCCGCCCGGGACAGAGGAAUGUCCCUCCAUAACCGCGGACGGGGGGAUCGAUUCCGAGGAGGAGUCUGAGUGCCUGCCAACGGACAAGGCGGGCUCCGGUUCUUCCCUCCGCACCGGGGGUCCCCAAUCACGUGACCCUCCCCCAGCCGCAAUGAAAGACCCUACCCCUCCCCCGCCCCAUCCCGGGCUUUGCAUGGUGGACCCAGAGGUCCUGGCUCAGAGCACUGCCAAAGACAAGGCGAAGACCAAAAAGUUGGGAUCCAAGACAUCUUCUUCGGCCCCGGCCCGGAAACCAACAGCUCAGCCCAAACCCAAAACUCCACAAGCAGCGACCAAGGAAGUGGCAAAGUCUGCCGGAACGGGCAAGGGUGACCACCGGGAGAAAAUCUCCAGGGUCAACUCCAGCCAGUCCAUCAACGGGGAGGAGAAGAGAGGGAAGAACGCCCCAGGCACAAAUCCCAGGCUGUUGCACAGCGGACUUCGAAAUUCGGCCACAGGUGCAAUAAGUAAGAGCUCAGCGGGAAUCAGCCCCCCACUGGGGCCGCCUGUCUAUGUGGACUUAGCUUACAUUCCCAACAACUGCAGCGCCAAGACCAUCAGCGUGGAGUUCUUCAACAAGCUGCGCUCUUCAGUUUACGUCAUCAGCGGGAACGACCCAGCGAAGGAAAACGCCAUGAGAAGUAUUCUGGACGCGCUCCUGGAGGGCAAAUCCACAUGGGGCAACAAUAUCCAGGUCACCAUAAUCCCGACCUUUGACUCCCUGGUCAUGCACGAGUGGUACCAGCAGACACACGAGCGACAGAAAGCUCUGAACAUCACGGCUCUGGGCAGCAGCAGCACAGUGGUGAUGCAGGAGGAGACCUUCCCGGCGUGCAAAGUGGAAUUCUGAUCAGCGGGGGACCACUGGCCACAAGAGACACGGAGGCUCUGCGGGGCGCACUGAACAUGCUCGGUGCAGCCUAACAUAGAGCACAGUGGUGUUUUGGUCUGUCCUAGAGUAGGGUUAGACCUUCUGGAGUUGUGUUUAUAGUCCUGUGUUUCGGUAAAUGCACGUAUAUCUCAAUACUCUUACGAUUAUGUGAUUUUUUUUAAUAUAUGUAAGUUCCACCCUCGCGACUAGAUUCCAAAUUUCCCCAAUAUGCUGUUGAGCCUGGAACGUCAAAUCUUUCCCCCACGGUCGGGGGGGGGGAGGGGAGAGUGGGUGGAGGGGGGAGUGGGUCGAUUGUGGAACAAAAAGUUGUAAAUGGCCGCCAUUUGGACCCUUCAUUCUUUGGAGGGCACCAUUUUGUUUCCAUUAUUGUUUUGUGUUGGUUCUUUUUUGGAAUAUGUGUGCAGGUUUAUUUGAGCUGUCUGGGAUGCGGGAGGAGAGCACGAGAGGGGUUUCGGAAGGUGUUUGUUUGGGUGUUGUUGCAUGUGGACAUUGGGAGGACUUUUGACGUUAGUAGACUGGCGUUAAUUCUGCGUGUACCAGUGACUUUAAAAAAAAAUCCCUAUUUCAGUUGGACAGGUCAAUGUGUCAGACCUACGGUGUGCAAUGCUAUGGAAACACUCCCCUUUUUAUUCACAGCCGCAAGUGGCAAGCUUCGAAAUAGACGUUUUUUUUAAAAAAAAAUAAUCGACCUCAGUUGCCCGUUCCCCAGUUGGCCACAGGUCUCCACCAACCUUUUCUCUGUGAGUCUAUAUAACUGUAACUUUGCUGAGAGUCCCAGGUUUAGGAUCUGUUAUCUCGGCCGGGCUCGUGGUUUCUCUGUAAAGAAUAACUUUAAACUUGAUCGCUGUCGAGUCAUCGAUCCCAUCAACCAACUUUAUUUGAAUGGUUUCCAAAGGCAGGCAGAGAAAAUGUUUCACGAGACCAUGUUUUGACCCUGUUUCUCCCAGGUCCCUGAACAGCACACACUCCCGAGGCUUUAAGAGAAAGGAUCACUUGAACCUUUCCACGUAAUCACUGCUUCAUAGAAUAGUCACACUGUGAAUUUUGGGACCUCCUUCCCUUCUGUUGAAAUCUUGAAUAUAUCUUAUGUAUAUUCUAUAGUGAGUGUAUAAUAUAUUAUUGCAUGCUCUCAGUUUAAGCCUUUGGGGGGGUUAAGGAGCAGAGUUGAGAAAAGCGAAUUCAUUUUGCUUUUGUUUUGGAUAGCGCAGGUGUUGGUGAGAAGGUGAGGUAGGGGCAGGAUUGUUCAGGGGUAUAAGUGAGGUUCAUCUUUAACUUUGCUCUGAGACUAAUUAUUGGCGAUUAAAACUGCAACUUGGACUCGCAUCAGGGAGCAGAAGGAAGGAACGGAUUCAAUUUUUAAUCUGGGAUCGAAUUCUGUUUCUGGGUUGUGUCAGACAGUACAAACCCGAGUCUGGCCACCACAGUCCCUGUAAACCUGGUGGUAAGUGUCCUUUCACUUUGAUGAGGUCACACGCGGAGGCUUUGUGAGAUGAAGAAAUUGGUGGGAUAGGAAGUAGUUGAUCGAACAGAUGAAGGUAUAGGGAUCAGUAGUGGAGGCUGCAAUACUGUGUGUGUGUGCCGAAGAGGUGGAGAAAUAACAGGACUGUGCAGUGCAGUGCAGAUGCUUUGUUCAUGGUGAGAAACGUUUCCUGUGGAAGGUCAGACUGGAGUUGUUGUUGUUGGACAAUGAACAAAUAUUUUGAUGGCUGGAUAUUUCUGAUGAGCAAGUUUUUCCCCCUCCAGCCAUAGGUCAAUCAACUGAAAGUCCAGCAAUGGGUUAGUCAACUAUAAGUCCCUCAACCCCAACCAAAGGGAAGCAGUUGGAACUAUAUAGUGAUCGCAUCAGAUCUAAAGGACUGAAUCUCCCAAGAAAUGUUUGGGACGGCAGCCUUUCGGGAUUGGUUUGCUCAAAGCGUUAGUGCUUGAUUUGAACUUUGAGAUGGCCAUUUGAAAGGGGAUGAUAAAGAUGUAGUUAAUUGGGGAGUUAUUGCACCACUGUUUACAUUCAGGAGACCUACAGCUUAGGUUAAAUUAUACCAGGUGAGCCUUAGCUAUAAUCUAGCUGAAUUGGUCAGAACACACUCCAGACUAGACAGAAUUACAUUGAAACGAAGCAACGUAGUUGGAGGCCUAAAAAGUAACGGCCCCCAAUCCAGUCCUUUAUUUAUUCUCUAUAAAUUAAUAUAUACAUGCCUUUGUUAAUUUUUUUUGGUCCGACACUAUUUUGUAAUAACUAAAGAUAGGGGAAUGUUAGUCUCUCGCCCUGGGAAUUUUUUUUACGAAGAAAUAAAAUAAGAAAAAAAUUUGUUUUUAAUGUGAGAUUAUUCAGUAUUGAACACUAAUUGUUUCUGGGCUAUUUUGUUCUGUAGGGGAAAAUGAAAGAUGCUGUGAGUGCGUGUGUAUGUGCGUGUGUGUGCGCCUACGUGUGUGUUUGUUUUUUUUUCCCAAUUUAUAUUUUAUAAUGAAGUUUGGCAACAUUACUGUAUUUAUUCACAAUGAAAAGUGUAUGUUUAAAAAAAAAAACUUGAUGUAACUGACUUGACAGUUUGUGCCAAUCAUGAGUGGAAGGUUAGCCUGGUAACGGAAAAUGGAGCUCUGUGAUGAUAGAUGGACCGAGUGCUAAGAAACGACCACGAAGGGCGCCAAUAAAUGAGCCGGGCGGUCAAUCUAUCUGAAGCCUAGUAAGAUUUUUUUUUUGUCUUAAAUUCAAUUGGGAUCUGUUUCUCUACCCCUCCCCCCCCCCCCCCCACCCCCAUUCUCAAAACAUUGAUGUUUUUCCAAUUUCAGACUGAAUUUCAGAACGUCCCAAAAUUGUGCACAAUCAUAAAUUUAAGGCCGUGUUUUUGACGGCCUAAAACCCGGUAGCAUUUCUGGGCCUUGUCAUUCAAAUCACACAACAACCUUGGCUUAAAAACAUGAUUGACUACUUUGGGGUGUGGUUUGGGCUCUGGGUUUGAAAGGUUGUCUAACAGGGGAGGAUGGUAAUGAAAUGUUGGCUGUUGAUUGAUCCCUUGACCCAUGUUUUGAGGGUUAUGGCCAAUGCUGUGGGACAUGGUCUGAGUUGACAUCAGGAAACCAGUCUCGCUUCUCACUUUGCCCAUUUCCCUGUCUCUGGUUCUUUAUUGAAAAUUAUAUUUCACUUGGAUUUGAGAAUAACCUGCAUGGAACAAGAUGAUUGCUUGUGAAUCCACUCGCCUCCCCACCACUCCCCCCCCACCCCUCCGCUCCCCACUCCCCCAUGCAGAAGUCUAGGCUGCUAUUUCUUAUUUACUAUUAAAGAUUGUGUAUACACACUGACUGCUAUAACUGCUGGCACUACUGUUAUUAUAUAAUUUCUGGCUUUAAGAUGGACUUUAACAAUAAAAUACUUCAAAAUAA
Callorhinchus milii (elephant shark) is the source of this 8003-nucleotide messenger RNA. RefSeq names its product microtubule-associated protein 1B. NCBI's taxonomy places the organism in Eukaryota, Metazoa, Chordata, Chondrichthyes, Chimaeriformes, Callorhinchidae. The record is from RefSeq and is a predicted model, not a curated record. Gene Ontology annotation, molecular function: microtubule binding; actin binding. Gene Ontology annotation, cellular component: dendrite; neuronal cell body; cytosol. Gene Ontology annotation, biological process: microtubule cytoskeleton organization; regulation of microtubule depolymerization; dendrite development.